This is a messenger RNA of Paramuricea clavata, 10594 nucleotides long. The record is from the annotation of a GenBank genome assembly. NCBI's taxonomy places the organism in Eukaryota, Metazoa, Cnidaria, Anthozoa, Malacalcyonacea, Plexauridae.
AUCAAAUUUCAUGCUUUAUAAAUACUAUCGAACGUUGAGUUUUGAAAGUAUGUGAAUGAAUAGUCGAGAAUUUCUCGGUUUUCGUAUCAGAUUAUCGAAAAAUAUGUAAUUUUACAGCAUAUAGUUUGGUUAUGAACAAUUUACUGUGAGCAAGUGGUCUAUAUUUGAUGAUUUAUGAAGGUAAGUUUGAAGUGUGAGGAGUGUGCAUGAUAAAGAGUGUGUAUUUCCUUGUAGCAAAUUUGUGUAAUUUUAUUACUGUAACUCUCGGUCUCUUAAAGCAUGUAGAUCUCCUGUGUUACAGGGAUACGGGGACAUGUAUUAUAAAGGGCAUAUUAAGAUAGCAUAAACCAACGUAUAAAUUAUUAACCAGAUUGCACUAUAAACGGGAAGCGCUGAAUCGUGUAAACAUUAUCAAUUUCAUAAUGUACUAUAAAUAAUCCGGCGUACUCAUGCUAUACUGCAGUCUGCAGAUUAAUUAACUGAAGUGAAUGUACUUGCAUAUAUACUUUAUUUGAAGACUGAACUGCAGUUGCUCAUUUAUUUUCCUUUAAAAAUGCAUCAAAUAGCUACAAUAAAUUGACUAAAGACCCCCCUUGGUGUUUGGGCAAACUUUUAUAGCUGAUAUUGCAUACAGUAUUUGCAAUGACAACAUCUUGUAGGAAAUUAAUUAAAUAAGACGGUUUCAAACAUGACUGCACAUCACAUCCUUGAAGAGCUUAUCUGCAUAGCCAAAUUUUAUAUGUUUCACACAUUUGUAUGUGAUUUUGUGACCAGCGAAAUUGUUUGGUGUCAGAUACAGUAAAAUAAGUACAAAGAAGGGGUGAACCGAUCAAGGUAGGCUGUGAGCAGGCCAGGAUGCAGGGCACUGUGCACAUUGCCACUUAAAGAGCUUAAAUAUUCCAAUAAUAACAAGCUUUCGUUGGUAGGGAUGCAGCUUAUUCCCAAAUUCUACAUUUUCAGUGAAGGCCAUCCAUCGGGAAGAACUUUAGUAUAGCCAAAGAGGAAGUUAGUCUACUAUAACUUCGCUCGAAAUGUUGAAUUUUACUUUAUAUGGAUCCCUACCAACGAAAGCUUGUUCAAAAUUUAAUGCAUGUGAAUAUAUGCAAGUAAGUGAUCUACUUGUGACUAUUCUUGAUUAGUAUCUAUCAUACUGGUGUCACAAGAUGUAGAUAUAUGAAUAUUUAUCAUUGGUUUAAUUAUCAUGAUAUUUGAAGAAUUUCCAUGAUGUCAUUUGUCUGAAUAUUUAUCUCUGCAUGAAUUGUUGUAAGCAGGUCUGUUAGGUUAAUUGCCCCUGACAUGUAUACACUCUAGAAGCAUUAUUGCUAUGCGAGCCAAAAAUAAUCCAACAUGUUGGUGGAAGUAGGGGUGGCGGGGGCACUGGUGUCCCAAUAAUUUUCUUUGUGUGUGUGGGGGAAUGGCCCAAUGGUCUAAAUCUGUAUAGAAUUGGGGAGGGGGCAUACACAUUACCAAGCCAAUGCAAAUAUCAUAAGAAGGUACAUCUUAGUGAGGUCAUAAAUAUCACCCCCAAAUAGCUUGAAAUCGCAUUCCAGGGACUCUAGAUUUCAAAAUGUUUCUGGAGCAUGCCCCUGGACCACCCUAGUAGGUCUCACCCCUUCAGUGUUUGCUUCUUCAGCCCCCCCCCUUCCAAAAAAAAAGCCGAGACAAUUUAGACAACUGGUACAAAUUGAAAGCUGUUUGAUGUGCAUUUGACAAGUGUGAAAUUUAUGAUAAUACUGUAAAUCAAUUUAAUAAUUAUUAUUGUAUAAUAUUUCAAAUAUUUUAUUCCUGUAGGAUGGCUGGUAAUAUAAAACUUAAUGUAGUGGGCCGUGUGACAACUGCUACUGCCAUAGCCCCUGAUGAUAAUAUUGACAACGAUUAUCAGACAAAGACACUACCUGCAACACCUGAUGACGACCUAUAUGACUCAGUCAGUCCUAGAGCAACACCCAAACUACCUGAAGAUCCAGAAGGGUAUUUGGUACCUUACCCAGAUAGUCAGAAAGGAGGUAAAUCCUCCAGGAAGUCCAAAGAUGAACAUAAAACAGGUUCAAAAAUCACUUCAAUAUAAAAUUCAAUAUAAUGCAAAAAGGUAUUCUGUUUCGGGUCAGUGGCGCACAUCAUCUUUGACUUAAUGCACAUCAACGUUUUUUAUGAAAACUGCUGAUCAUCUCUAAGAAAUUUCAAACUUUUAGGAAACUUUCUUCCCUGGUCGAGGAAAUCUACUAAAAUUUUGACAUGAAAGUACAGAAUACAUAUAUAGUGCUCAAAAAAUAACAUACUGCAUGUUUUCUCAUGAUUUUUGUGAGAGAUUAUCAAGCAUAUUCUUUUGAUAGAGUAGUUGGGUAGUAGAGUAGUUGGGUAGUUGGGUAGUUGGGUAGUAGAGUAGUUGGGUAGUUGAGUAGUUGGGUAGUAGUUGGAUAGUAGAGUAGUAGAGUAGUAGGGUAGUAAAGUAGUAGAGUAGUAGAGUAAUUGGGUAGUAGAGUAGUUGGGUAGUAGGGUAGUUGAGUAGUAGGGUAGUUGGGUAGUUGAGUAGUUGGGUAGUAGAGUAGUAGAGUAGAGUAGUUGGGUAGUUGGAUAGUAGAGUAGUAGAGUAGUUGGGUAGUUGGGUAGUAGAGUAGUUGGGUAGUUGGAUAGUAGAGUAGUAGAGUAGUAGGGUAGUUGAGUAGUAGGGUAGUUGAGUAGUAGGGAGUAGGGUAGUUGAGUAGUAGGGUAGUAGAGUAGUAGGGUAGUAGAGUAGUAGAGUAGUUGGGUAGUAGAGUAGUAGGGUAGUUAGAGUAGUAGAGUAGUAGGGUAGUUGAGUAGUUGAGUAGUAGAGUAGUAGAGUAGUUGGGUAGUAGAGUAGUAGGGUAGUUGAGUAGUAGGGUAGUAGGGUAGUAGGGUAGUAGAGUAGUUGGGUAGUAGGGUAGUAGAGUACUUGGGCAGUAGAGUAGUUGGGUAGUAGGGUAGUAGAGCAGUGGGGUAGUAGAGUAAAAAUGCUGUGCUGAGUGGUUAUAUUACUACCUUAAAAAAUAAGCAGAAACUCAACGUUUUGAGCGAAGGCCCUUUGUAGUAGAGUAGUUGGGUAGUAGUGGCUCGGACCCCUUAGCCCCCCCCCCCUCCCCUUGUGUCCGCCACGGAUUAGCCAAGACAGUAAAUUCAACCUUUAAGUUUGAGGUUCGGGUUUGCGGUAUAAAUUUUACACAUGGAUCCUGAUACAUUUUAUUUCUAUUUCUAAUAUUAAUUUUAAUACACAUGCUCUUGAAAAAAUUUCUGCAUAUUUUUACAUGGCCCACCCUUAUGAUUACAAUUAACUUUCUAUCCAACUACUCUACUACCCAACUACGCUAUUACUCUACUAGUCUACUACGCUACUACCCAACUACUCUACUACGCUACUACUCUGCUACGCUACUACCCAACUACGCUAAUACGCUACUACUCUACUACCCAACUACGCUACUACACAACUACGCUACUACUCUACUACCCAACUACUCUACUACUCUACUACCCUACUACUCUACUACCCUACUACUCUUGUACUCUACUACCCUACUACCCUACUACUCUAUUACUCUACUACUUUAUUACUCUACUACUCAACUACUCAACUACUCAACUACCCAACUCACCAUUCACUGUCGGGUACAUGACAACUUUUCAUUUGGUCAAACAUAUGGGUAAAAUUUGGUGUUCAAAGUAAAAGAGUGUUCUGACUGUAAUUUUUAAACUCAAUACUAAAUAUCUUGACGACCGAACAAACGUUACUCACACUAAAACCUAUGCGCUAAAGUGUAAAGUCAUAAACUGCUUAAUUAUUUAUUUUGCAGACAGAAUAUUCCGUCUGUAAUUGUAAAGUCUAUUUAACUGAAACCACUACCCGUAGUACGAGCGUUGUCCGGAAAUUUUCGAAUAUACGCAUCAUAUUUUUUGCCAGGUAUAAUUCAUUGUACUAUAAAUAAUAAUUUUCUCAUAUUCUUAUUGAUUGAAAGCCUACAGAUAAUUUUCUGUAUCUCGGUGCAGACAUGAACAUUACAAAUAAAUUUGUAUCGUUUAGUACGAAUAAAUCUCGUAUCGUUCAGUUCUCCUAUAUAGUUCAAGACAAAGAUUCUGAAAAUUUAAAGAUUCUGAAUAAUAAAAAAAUUAUUGAUUUUGCUUAUGCAGGAUAUCAGAAUUAUUCAGACUUCAGUCAGCGACUAAUUAACAAUUAGACAACAAGGCCGAAUUGUCUAGGAGCGAAUAGUCAACGAGGCGAAGCUGAGUUGACUAUUUGCUCAUAGACAACGAGGCCGAGUUGUCUAAUUGUUUUAGUAUAAACUUUAACAUUAAUUUACAACUAGGCUGCAAACACAAUUCAAAAAUACACAAAAAACAUUAUAAAACCAUUAAAGGUAAACAAAUAUUUUAGUUUUUGUUCGCGUAAAAUGUUUUACAAAAUUUAGUUUUAAUUUUAAAAUUUCAUUGAGUGUAUGUUAUUUUAUCUAUUUUCUUACCCUUAAAAAUUGCCAUUCCAUAUUUUUGUUGCUUUUUUCGGGCUUUUUUAGUACAGAAUUGUUCAACAAGUGGUCCAAAAAAUCAUCAGACACUUCGGCAAAAGUGCAAAACGCUAAUUUUCCGCCAUUUUGAAUUUUCUAUUAGUAGGCUAUCACUAAUAGCCUAGUAGUAGCGUAGCCAAUCAGAAGCCACGAUAUGUGAUAGCCUACUAGCACAGAAUACUACACAGAAGUCCAUCUCCAUUGUUUUUAGCGUAAGCUCUAUUCGUCAUGAUUCGUCACUCAGCAAGUACCGUAAACAGAAGCAGUCACCCCCCUGGACAUACGCCAUUUUUAGUAUUCCAGGAGGGGGACUACUUCUGUUUACGGUACUUGCUGAGUGACGAAUCAUGACGAAUAGAGCUUACGCUAAAAACAAUGGAGAUGGACUUCUGUGUAGUAUUCUGUGCUACUAGUAGGUUUAUACUAAUUGUUAAUUAUUCUAUGGAAAAUUUGAUGGUUACAUUAAAUAUGGAAAAUUUCCAUCUUCAAACCCUUCAACUAUUAGUUCUAUUGAGUGUACAGAUGCAUGAAAUCCUGAUUUUAUCAAGAAAACCCAAUAGGUUUCAAUUUCAAUAUAUUAAAUUUUUACCAAACUAGGAAUGUUCGGAAUAAGAAUUUUCCGCUAUCGGUAUACCGGAAAAAUUAUACUGAUAUUAUUGGUGCACCAGUUUUUUGCCUUUUAAAUUAGAUAGGAAAAUUCCUUGGUGGAAAUUUGAAGGAAAUUUUGAUUUUCAAUAAAUUCGAAAGCAGAAGCACCGUUUAUGAUAAUUUCGAAGCUGUUGACAUUGUUUUUAACACGAAAUAUCCAGGACUUCUUUAUUUACUUUGCAUUUGAGUAAAACAAAAAUUGAUGAUUUCACCAUAAUUUUGCAUGGUGUGUAAAUUUGAUACGGUGUACCGAAAAAUUCCGAUAUAUCGGAAAUUUCGGUAUAUCGGCAUGACUGAAAAACUCAUGCCGAUAAACCGAUGUUGGUUUCAAUACCAAUAUUUUCGGUAUAUCAGUUUACCGAACAUUCCUAUACCAAACAAUUAAAAAUACAAUUCAACUUAAAAAAUACAAUUAAGAGAGAGGAAAAAGUAUUAAAUACGAGAUGACCAGUAACCCAACAAGAAGCUAUAAAAGCUUAUAAAGUGUUGGGCACCUUAAAAUUGGGAAAAUUUAUCAAUUAGAUGUUCAUUAAACGUGCAGUGAUGGAUACAAUAUAGUCAAAAUAUAAAUAAUUAUUUACAGUUUACAACAUUGCAAUAUUAAAUCCAGUUCGCUAUAGUACAAACUAUUUAUAAUGAGCAGAUUAAGCCAUUGAGUCGCAUUGCGCCCUGAUGCGCCCUACUUUAUUAUUAAACUCUGUCUAACGCCAGAUUAUUUUACUCUGUUUAACACCAGACGAGUUUACUCGUCAAGGGGAGAGCGCUGGUGCUUAAUGGGUUCAACAUAAUGGGCUUUUAAAAAUUUAUUUCGGAAAGAUGCGAUUGAAAAAGUGCUUCGGACAUCUAAAGUCUCUAAACUUAAACUUGUUAUUGAAGAAUUUUGGGCUUUGGCCCUUGAUAAAACACGGAAAGUCGUCUGAUAUUAGUCCUACAAAACGGGAUAAUAAUUAUAUUGUGAAUAAGUAGUCGGUACUAUAAACGUGCCAACGAAGGUCGAAAUGGCGACGUUGUGCUUGACGUAUAUAUGUUCCAAUUUCCAGGUACAGUAGUUGUAUCUCUCGCAGUUCCACAGAACGAAUUCGAACCUAACUAUUAUUCUAUUCUUAACAAUGCGUACGCUAAAGUGUACCUAUUUUUUAUGCAGAGGCAUCAACCUCGGCCAGAGCGACAGCCAGACCAAGCGUAGUUUCUCUAUACGAAGAUCUCUGGGAAUAUACGAAACAAGGAGACAAAACCGAAGGGCAGGAGUAUCAUUUUCAACCGAACAACAAUGUCAAUGAUGAUCCAAUUUACGACGAAGUCGAGUCAAUGAUACCAUCCAAUUUGCCGCCGGGUGCAAAGAUUAUUCCUGUGGAAGAACCAGCGUCUGCGUAUGACGAGGUCAUCAUUAAUGACGGUGAGUACAAUGUCAAUCCGUCAAGCCAGUUUUUUUGGGAGGCAAAUUUGUCCGACGCCUCCGACGGAAAACCGGAUUUUUACAACUCAUGUACAUGUAGCACGUAAUAGCUAGCAAGGAUAUUUCCACGCUCCUCCUCAGAGUCCGCCAAACUGCAUGUCAGAGGCUUAUUUUUAAAAUACAUUACAGUCAAAAUACAAGAACCUUCCCACUUCUGCUUCUGUACAGUAGUCUGUUGAGAUUUUCUGUAAUUUGUUCCGUAUCACUGUAACGGUUACCGAUUUGUAGACACACAAAAAUAACGUAAUAAAAUUCAAAUUCCGCACCUUUGUCUAAAAUGCAAUGAAUCUAACGAAUUUUUUUUUCUGUGUUGGUGUUACUAACGAAGUUAUUAUUAUUAUCAUAUAUAAAAAAGAAAGAAAACUAAAUUUUGUCGCCAUAUUUGCUAAUAAUUUGGUAGCCUGCGUAGCAGGCGCUAUUUAGGGGGUCGCCUUCGCAUUCCCCCCUAGCUUCGCCCCCCCUCGCCCUCCGCCACCCCCCCCCCCCUAAAUAGCGCCUGCUACGUACGCAGGCUAAUAAUUUGGUAACAUAAAAACAGAACAAUUUACAAAAAGUUACAACAGAUUACAGUGGUAAGAAGUGCAAUGAGAAGGUUCUUGUAUUUUGACUGUAAUAAAAGGCUUUUAUAGACCUUUCUCAAAAUGACGUCAAAUGCGGAAAAACUCUUAAUUCGCAAUUUAUGCAAAUUAUGUUUUUAUGAAAUUUUUGGCUCGCCAACGACUUGCAUAGCGAAACGUUGCUAAAUUGUCGCUAAAAAUUGUCUCGUGGGACAUCGCAUAUCGUUUACCGCGUUUAACGUCAUUAUAAGAAAGGUCAGUUAACGAAGUUUUUGGCGAGCGUUUUUAUUGGUUUCAUACGGGCUUUGAAUUUAAUAUCUGCAAUUUGAUUGGUCAAUACCGUGCAGGAUCAGACAAUCCUGCGGGGGAAAUUUAAAUGCCUUCGCGCGGACUUUUUAAAAUGUAGGACAAUGAAAACGUUUUGACGUGUUAAGUUAGCAGUACAGUAUAUUAAACGAGAGGCAAGUUAACAAAAACGUAAAUAUAUAAGUUAUAAAUAAAAUAAAGUUAACCGUUGUUUCACUAUGUGUUACGUAUAACAUACAAAAAACUCCUCUUAUAAAUACGUGUAUACAUCAAGUUCAUUUCACGAUUCAACUUUUUUAUUCAGGUCGUUAUAUGAUACCGUCAAGGCAAUGGGACAGUGAUUCAGAUGCAUUCGAGUCUGAUUUUGAUGAAGACGCAGAAGCGCCCAAUUAUUUUGGCGAAAAUUUGGAGGAACUUUACGAAAAUUUAGAAUAUCGAAAAUUAGCCUCGCCAACACCAAGAACAGUAAGUUAACAGUUUUUCCUUGAGUUUCUUUUUUUGCUCAGUGAUGCAUUAUGUAAUCAUCUAAUUUCACUUCAUUUUCAUUGAUUGAGAGCCAUGAACUAGCUAUUGUAAAGGACACACGCUCAGCUGCCGUGGUAUCGGGUCAAUUUUUGCCUUAUUGGUAAACAAUCGGAGUCAGUAAAGAUUGUUCAACUUUAAAACUUUGGUGUUGUGAGGAUUCCAUCUAGAGCCUAAGUAGUACGCAAAACAUUAUGUCAGUCGACUUGCACUUUAAAGGUUUUUAAAAUUUAGCUCAGGCAAUAGGCCAAGAGAAUACCAUUUAAGAGAUGUGAUAUUCAGACCAAAGAUAAAAUAUGGCUCCUAAUAGACAUUUCUUAACUCGGGUAUAUACACCACUGCGUUGAUUCAAGGACUUUACUUCUACUUCACUUUAAUAUAUUGCCAUUUUAUAUUUAUUUAUUUAUUUAUUUAUUUAGAUACCAUUCACUAUGGUGCAUGACGACGAUCAAUCAUUGAAGUCUCAAGGAGGCAUAUUAAGCAAUUGUCUUCCUAUCUCAUUUUCCAAAACUUCAAAGUCUUCGGAGAAGUCAUUUGGUAACAGUCGUUUUUAUACCGUAUUAAGUAAGCUCAUCACUAAAACAUACAAUAGAUCAACACCGGGUUCGUCCUCGAAGAGAUUAUGAGUUCACCCUCGUUUGUUUACUUUUUUUGUGAAUGUCUGUCUGCUUUUUGUUUAUUUUCUAUUCUGAUAUUACUGUAGUAUUAUAUACACAGGGAUUCAUUACUCCAGUUCGCCCAAUAUAGGUCAUCGUUACAGCAGUCGUGGUUGGUGCAUGACUGAACUAGCAAACUUAGAAGUGGGCUAACCUGCAAUCAAGCCUCGGUCACAAAUACAUCUUUUCAUAGUGAUCUCAAACGCGGAAAUCUCUUCAAUGUCCCACAGGACAAUUUUUAGCAACAAUUCGCAAUGCCACAAUUCGCAUGUACAGUCUGUAUAACAUCAUUUGGAUUGCAAACUAUCGAUAACAGUUGUCCAUUGGGGCAUCGCAGUAAAUGUUAUUUUCCGCGUUUGAUGUCAUUAUGAAAACAAUCCAUAGAUCCUAACACAAUUAAACCUCCUGUUUUUCGCUCUCCGUCCAAAGUAUAGUUUAUAUUUAAUAUCCAAUCAAAUGUCCCAGGAGAAAUGAAACGCGGCAUGAAACAUGUGACUGCAUGUAACUAGCGAAUCAGGUAACAGAACGCCACCUAAUGCAAAAACUGUUACCAUGGUCAAACAUAGUUUUUUGGAUAAUAUUCAAAUGACAUGGUAUAUUUGCUGAAUUUGAUUUUCUAGCAGCUUGACAGUAAAAUAUUUUUAAAAUGCCGGAAGUGCGACCAGGAUUGAACAUAAUGAUUUUCGAGACGUUCUAUGUUUGGAAAUAUUUAUUUAUCACGAGUGAUUGAAAUAUUGGGCAUACAGCGUUUCUUUAUUUCCAUCGUUAGGUGUCGAGAAAAAAAGCAGGUUGAGAUUUUCUCCUAACCCUGACCCCUACAGGAGUCUAAAUUUAAGGGUUUGUGUGAAUAUAUUUUUUAGUUCGAUUUCUUUUAUUGUGUAGAUGAAUCUCCACUCUAUGUGGAUCCGAAUAGUUGGGGGAAAAAGGAACCUGUAAUGCCACCGCUGACUCUGGACCUGUCAACUGAAGAGGUAUUAAAUUUCUAGAAGAUUUCCAAUUUAAAAUUUCUUUCUCAAUGUGCCUCCUUUCUUAAUGGGGCGUCCAAAUGUGCCCAAGAAAAUAGGGGUGCAUCGUAUAGAGUAUUUUACUAUCCAGCUGCCGGAUACUAUCCGUGUGAUAUGAUUGAAAUCACUCGCUACGUUAAAUAUGAUGACGUAUAAGGCGUGAUUGGAUGAUAAAUUUAGCUUUUUGAUUGGACAUUUUGAAUUUGAGGUAUAAUAUACUACUCUAUACAUGUACGAUGUAGUCAAGGCCAAGUUACACGAGGGAACUUUUGCUUCAACUUGUCAAUAAGAGAAACGGCGUGCGUGAUCUAUGUUUCAUGUACUUCGUCGAUAUUUUUAAUUCUUUUAUUCCCCCAUGGUAAACUAGUAAGAAAAAACGUUGGCGAAAUAAAUGUUGGCUCAAAUUCUCUUAUUCGAUUAAGUAUUAUGACUCUCUGUCCGAAAUUGCAUUCAGCAAGUUUUGGCAACAAAUUUCCGUGUGUAGCAGUCCUUUAUAAACAUGUUGCAAUUUUGUACCAUUUUAUAUUUAGCCCCGUUUACACUACGCUCAAUUUUUGGUACGGCACGGAUAAAAUUGGUACCCGUACCACUUUUUUGGUUCUUGGACUACGUAUUUAGGUAGUCCAAGAACCAAAAAGUGGUACGGUACCAAAAAUUGAGCGUAGUGUAAACGAGGCUUGGCUAAAUAGGUAGUCCAAGAACCAGAAAAGUGGUACGGGUACCAAUUUUAUCCGUGCCGUACCAAAAAUUGAGCGUAGUGUAAACGGGGCUUUAUUCAUCGGAUCGUCACAGUUGAGUAGCUUUUCCCUUGGCCUAUAAACUUCAAAAUUGUAUUAUGUUUUCCUGAUUUUAGGCAGCACGGUACGAAAUAGUGAACAAGAUUUUGGCAACUGAGGCUACGUACAAGGAAAAUUUGAGUCAGCUUGUGAAG